AUAACCCUCUCUCCUCACAGAUCAUCCUUAUUCUCUUCAUCUGAUGAAGUUUUAUUGACCCAAAAGAGAAAACAAAAAAAGGAAAAAGGAAACAAAGAUCAUCCUAUUCUCUUAUCCUCUUGCCAUUGCAUCCAGUAAAUAGCGUGGCUUCUGUAGGUUUCUGUAUGCUCUUGAAGUUAUGUCUCUACAGCCCCGUGUUCAUCAUCUGGCCAAAAUCAUAAGCGACGCACCAAGUAAACUGGCACGACGUCUCCCAUCCAAAGUUAGAGAACUUUUAACAAAGAAAUGGGAAAGCAAACUUCUUUCAGCUUCAUUCUGGAACAAGAUAAUUGUAAUUUCAUGUGCUAUUGCAAUUUCCCUAGAUCCCUUGUUCUUAUACAUUCCAUUCAUCAAUGGGAAAAAGAAAUGUCUUGGAAUGGACAAAAAGUUGUGGACUGUGGCUCUGAUUUUGCGAUCUCUAACGGAUAUCACUUUCUUGGUGGAUAUUGGAUAUAAAAUCUAUGAAGGGAUUAAUAAAGCCUACAAGGAGAUCAACCAAGGGAAGGAGCAAUGGGAAUUGGAUUGGCAAACGACGUUAAUAAGAAGACAUGAGAUAAUUCCAUUUGCUAAGAAAAUAGCUUGGGAGUUGAAGUGGUGUUGUUUGGUGACUGACCUUCUCUCUGUUUUUCCCAUGCCACAACUUCUAGUAAAAGGUUUUUUCAAAAUGUGGUCGGGAUAUUCAAAACCGAGAAAGGCUGUCAACUUUUUUCUCCUCAGUCAGUAUCUGCCAAGAAUUUAUCGAAUUGUUUUAUCUUCUACCGAACUUACAAGGACCAUCGGAAUAUGGGUCAAAGCCCUAUUCAAUUUGUUUUUGUACAUUAUUGCUAGUCAUGUUAUUGGAGCCUUUUGGUACUUCUUUGCCAUUCAACGAGAGACCUUCUGUUGGCACCAGGCUUGUCAAAAUCAUACAAAUAUUGAGGGAUGCAUGGGUACCUUUUCUUGUGAUCAUCACAAUACUUCUACACCAAAUAUCACAUUUUUUGAUGAACAUUGCAAAAUAGAUGUUCCGGACAAUGCUGCUCCAUUUAAUUAUGGAAUAUUUCUUGAUUCCCUCAAGUCUGGUAAUGCGGAGCAUAUAAAUUUUCCAACAAAGUUAUGCUACUCUUUCUGGUGGGGUCUGAGAAAUUUGAGCAACUUUGGCACGAAUCUCGCAACAAGUAAUUAUGUGUGGGAAAACUUGUUUGCAAUUCUAAUUUCUGUCACUGGCAUGCUAUUAUUUAUAUAUCUCAUUGGAAAUAUUCAGACAUUCAUUCAGAUGAGAACCACACGAUCGGAGGAAAUUAGGAAGAAGAUUGAAUUAAAAAAAGGAGAUAUAGAGGAGUGGAUGAAGAAAUAUCAUAUUGAUGAUCAAAAGAAGGAUGAAAUCAUGAAAAACAUAAAUAAAAAAUUGGAAGAGGACAAAGAUUCUGAGCUGGAGAAUCUAUUCAAUGUUCUUCCCGGUUAUAUGAAAAAAUAUCUAAAGCAUCUUCUUUGCUUCAAAACUCUAUCACAAGUUGGACUCCUUAAACUUAUGAAUGACAAUGUGCUGAAAACGAUGUGCGACUAUAUGACGCCAGUGACGUACGCAGCAGGUCACAUGAUAUUUUCAGUGAAUGACCCAAUUGAUCGCAUGCUUCUUAUUAUAGAAGGAAAAGCAUUCACCUAUACAACUCCUAAUUCUAGCUUUGCACGUGGUGAAGAAACAACAGAAAAUUCUGGUGCUGCCCCAUUCCCAUCCCCAGAGGACGACGAGGGACUUGGAAAAGUUGUUUAUGGAGAAAACCUUCUGAAGUGGGCAUCCGCCAACAAACCUCGGUUUGAGGAUCUUCCUCUCGGGACCGAAAAUGUGAAAUGUCAUACAAAAGUAGAAGGUUUUACUCUCUCAGCCCAGGACUUGCUAAAGGUUGUCUCCGAACGCGAACAGUCGUGGAAGUUAUACUUUGGACAUUGA
Prunus dulcis (almond) is the source of this 1969-nucleotide messenger RNA. Its product is annotated as cyclic nucleotide-gated ion channel 1-like. The coding region runs from base 179 to 1969 and encodes 596 amino acids. NCBI's taxonomy places the organism in Eukaryota, Viridiplantae, Streptophyta, Magnoliopsida, Rosales, Rosaceae. Gene Ontology annotation, biological process: transmembrane transport; monoatomic ion transport. The record is from RefSeq and is a predicted model, not a curated record. Gene Ontology annotation, molecular function: monoatomic ion channel activity. Gene Ontology annotation, cellular component: membrane. The transcript has 8 exons.